AUGCAUAAACUCGAACGGACUACUCCUCGAGCAGCGUCCUUCCUUCUACGCAUGCCGUUGACGGUGGCGGGGAUGGCUAUCGACGGUUAUGCUUGGUGGAGAGAUGGAAUCGGUCCUGUUCGGCAAGCCGGGGCACCUUCUGGAGGCGUGCGUCGAGGCAACAGGUCGCUCGGUCGCCUUCACGCCCUUCCCUCGACCGAUGGCGUCGUUGGUGGCGUCGAUGCGGUGGAGGAGGUCAACAGGUCCGAGGCGCACAAGGAUGUUCGAAUCGCUGGUAGGUGGAGAGGGGAGAAGGGGUGGCGGUUGAGCAACGUCAAGUGA
This is a messenger RNA of Drechmeria coniospora, 321 nucleotides long. RefSeq lists its product as uncharacterized. NCBI's taxonomy places the organism in Eukaryota, Fungi, Ascomycota, Sordariomycetes, Hypocreales, Ophiocordycipitaceae. Bases 1 to 321 code for a protein of 106 amino acids. The record is from RefSeq and is a predicted model, not a curated record. The transcript has a single exon.